This is a messenger RNA of Chiloscyllium plagiosum (whitespotted bambooshark), 5238 nucleotides long. The record is from RefSeq and is a predicted model, not a curated record. Lineage: Eukaryota; Metazoa; Chordata; Chondrichthyes; Orectolobiformes; Hemiscylliidae.
UUCCCAUAUUCCUAUGAUUUGAAAACAAGAGCAAUAAUUUUAAACAUUGAGUCAAAUUGCUGUCCGGAGUGCUGCUUUGUGUUGGUAAGUGCAGGAGGGACCUGGGAAAAUGGGAAUAAUCUGAAAUUAUCAGCUCCUCAAACCUGGCGAUAAAUCUUUGUGUCCCUCCUAAGGCAAAGUCCCACUGAAAUGCCACCUCCUCUCCCCGUGUUUUGAAGUUCACUGUCUAAUCCCCACAAGAUCCCCAGGAUGGAGUUGCUCUGGGCUAGAGGCAGGGCUGAACCAUCUGGGAGUCUGCUGCUGGAAUGUGCAGGACUCCCAGCAGAUUCUCCUCACAGCCAGCAGGCAGUGUUCAAUCUGAAGGCAAUAAUCCUGCAAACAUGUCCCAUCAGGGUUCAGGUGGCAUCCCAUAUCCAGAAGAAACUGAAGCCUCAGAGGAUAUCCUUCCUGGUAACCUGGCUACAGAGUGGGAAAUAGAUGUCCCAUGUUCCCCAAGUCCAGUAAAGCUCCCUCAGAUUGUGUUUACUGAGCUGACAUCUGGGUCUUGUACUCCUACUGUUGAAGUCAUGGAGCAAGAGGGAACAGCACCAACUGCCACACACGACAGCAACAUGGAGAACGGAGAAACAGCUGGAAGGGGCCUGGGCUCUGUCUCACUGCAGGGUCAACUUACUGUGCCCAGCUCCGAGGCCUGGGCACAGUUUGUGCCGUCUGCGAUCGUGUUGGAAGAGUUCAUGAUGAUUGAAGCUGCCCUAAAGCAGUCUGACCAGACUCGAUCCCAGUCCCCUCCUCCCGACCGGGAAAACCCCAAGGCAAAAGAAAUCCUGGAAGAGAUUCUCGAAAACCCUGCAGCCGAGAUUUCCACUGGGGAAGCACCUUGCAUUGAAGAUGCUGCAGAAAAUGUAGCUUUUAUGAUAACAGAAAACCAGAUCCAGGCCUUAUCCCAAAGGGAAGUCCAGGAAAUUGUUAGUGAGAAAGGUGAGGAUAUACACACCUGGAGUGUUUCCUCAGUGAAGGAAGACCUCUCCGGAGAUCCCUCUCUAGAUCCCUCAGAAGGUCUAUCCAACGGAAAAGGCCCCCUUGUCUCUUUGGACAGUAAACCAGUUGUUGUCAUAUUUGAAGAACCCAUGGACAUCAAAACAGCUUACAAAAGGUUGUCAACGGUAUUCGAAGAGUAUGAUGAAGAAUUUCAAACAAUGUUGGGAGAAAAAGCUUCCAGUCAACAAGCACAAACAAUCCCAUUUGAAGAGCAAAUGGCAACAUUGAUGUUGUCUGCUGUUUCUGAGGGAGUCAAUGAGCCUUCCAAGGAAGACUGCACAUCAGUGAGUGAGUCAGAAGGAGAUCUGAAACAUGGUGAUGACACAGCUUCAGAUGAGAAAGCUUUGCAUCCCAUUCCAAAUGUUACAUCCCCAGAGACUGGAAAUGACAACUCAAAGAAUGUUAAGAUUCGGUUUCCCAAGCAACGGCUGAACGCAUUGACAAAAGCCAUUGAGUCAGGAUCAAAAACUGGACGGAAAAUCUUGCAAGUAGUUGUUUACGAAGAGGAGGAGAAGAUAAACAAAGUAACAGGUGAAAGGCAAACGGAGGUGAAAAAAUAUGAACUCAACCAGAUCGAGCAGAGCCAGGGUAGGACUUCGAAAACACAAAACACAAGCACAGGCUAUUCCAGGUCAGAGGAAAUCAAGAACAGCACGUACAAAACAAUGGACAGUCUGGAGGAGACCAUCAGAGAAUUGGAAUCCACCAUCACCCAAAUCAGCCAACACCCAAGCAGUGAGUUCACAUUUGCCAAAGAAUGUUUCACUGUCCCCGACGUCAGUGAGCCCGGUGGAGAGCAGGUGGAAGAGCCCGGUGAAGAGCAGUGUCCUGCUGCUUGCCAGCCUGAUGUCGAAAAGGAAGAUGAUGUGCCAAUCCUGAUGGACCAACCGUCCAGCUCGCUAACGAGCCUGUCUCCAAGUUUGAAAGUCAAGCCAGCCCUACUCCCAAAGCCCCAGCUCCCACCAACAGAAGCAAAGAUUGGGAGCAAUCCCUCACUGCAAAGCCGCAUUGCAAUUCCAGCUUCUCCAAAACUCAAGCAACCGCACAGCAGCAGCAGCAGCGAGAAACUGAAACAUAACAAACAGCGGGAAGAGUAUCUAAGACUACAGAGCCAACAAGGCAGCCAGCAGGUAGUUUACUUCUAGACAACAAAUAAUGCCCAGUGCUCAUCUCUUCAGUUUUCCCGUCCUGUAACAGUUUAGGGACUUUUCUGUUGUCAGGGCCAAAGGCUUGGCAGGCCUUCCCCACUCUGACCAGACUGCCUCCAGAAGUCGGUGUCCGAGACUCUAUGGAGGGUCUCUGCUGGUGGGGCUAUUAAACGAACGUUCUUCUUUGGAGAUACUGCUGCUAAGGGACCUUGUCCUGCUUCCAGUUUCUGAUCUAGGUCCCCUUCCUGUUUCAGCCAGUUUUCCCAUUACUUUAACUCACCUCUGUUAAAAAGUAUGUUCCUUAUCCCGGAACCAUUCCUGCCCAGCCUCCAGCCUCCCUGCUAUUGCUUGCUUUCGUACAUGAAGCCAGUACAACGCACACUCGUUGCUGCUAAUGAAUCCCAACAAACUCUACACCCCAGCCCCUUCCCUGUCAUCCCAAAAUGUCUCGCUUUGUUCCUGCUGCUGCUGCUGCCACUUGUGCUGGUUCCCUGUGGCUUUAGAGUCUUUAAAGAGCUUCCAUUUCAUCAGCUUUAAGCAACGCGAUCUUCUGCAGUCACCACUCCCUUUCCUAGUCUCCCCCCCCACCCCAUUUCUUCCUCCCCUCUCCCUCCCUUCCUCACUCUGUGUCCAGUCGAGGGGAUUGUGAGAAGAGGACCAUGGAGAGUGUUCAUCGUGGAGCUCCAAUGCUUCUGCUCUCAAUCACUAUCUGCUAAUCCGUCACCUGCUUUGAUCCAGAAUACAAACUGGUGUCCGAGCUGUAGUGUGUCAGUUUGUAUAUUAAUAGUGGAAACAGCACAAGUGAUUGAUGGAUAUAUCACAGUAGAAUAGAUGUGAAAAUUAUGAAAUAUUUUGUAAAAAAUGAAAACCAAAAAAAAUUCUCAUCCUGUUUCUCUCUUUCUAAAUUUAGUCUCUAUAUCUUCUUUUACACUUUAUCACAUGAAUUCAGGCCCAUGAUCUCAUUUACACAGGUCAGCAUUGAGCGACUGUUUCAUUCCUAUAAUGCCAUGCAAUCAGUGGUUAGUACAUUGCAAACCAGUUGCCUCAUUUAUUACAUCGAAUGCUCUGAGCUGGGUGGAAUGUUGGCAGUUUGAAGUUUGCAUUGGUUCUCAGAAUGUCGAUCCCCUUGUAAGGAGGGGCAGAAUGUCCCUUCACCUGUGCUCUCCAAAUGUUUUGGUAUGAUCUUAUUUUACUGCCCCAAGGGCCUCCCAUUCCCGUGGAGGUGAGGGGGUCAGCACUGUACUCACCAACUGCAUCCAUAAGCUGCGACUGAGCUAGCUUCUUCCACCAGUCCUUGGUCUAAGUUUUCAUUUUAAAGGUGGCUCCUGAUCACCCUAUUCUUAUAAAGAUUUUUAAAAGUUUAAUUUGCAAAAUUAAAUUUGAGCACAAUAUUAUGAUCAAAUGAAAGCUCAACUCUGACAAACAGUCAUGCUAUGUAGAAUGCAAAUGUGAUUAUGAGACUCAGCUGCCAUUUUCUUACACAUCCAGCCUUCUACCCACUCCUUCUCUCUUGCUGUGUCUCUCAGUUACUUUUGCUCCCCACUCACUUUCUCUGCUCACUUCCUCUUACCUGAAUACUCACGCAGUUGCUUUAACACAGUACAGCUCUGAAACACAGUUUGUACUUGAUGUUGAUUUGAAUACUAGCCCACAGAAUGGCCCAGGCUUGCUCAGUGGGUGAAAUACCAUGAACUGAAAAACUUUACCUUAAAAUAAAUAAAAUUAAAUCCAUGAGAAGAAAUAAUAUUUAUGAAAGCACAGGAUUUGAAAAUAGAGAAUAUGAAGAAUGAUUUAUUUCUGUUAAAUCGAUAUCUAGAGCUGCAGAGUAUAUAUAUAUAUAUAUAUCACUGGCAGAAUCAAUGUUCACUUAUUCUUUUUGUAUAUUGUCUUAAAUAGUUUUUUGUACAAAGAAUAGUAUUCAUGAAGCAAUUAAUUGGAAUUGCAGGAAGUUUCUUUACAUUUUAAGUGAAGUCUUUUAACACUUUGUAUUAAGUUUAUGUGAGUAUUGACUCCUUUGAUGUAUGACUAUUCGUGUUUGAAUGUGAUCCAAGAGGGCGAGUUUGGUUUGGACCUGAUAAGCUCCGACUUUAUAAUUGAGCCCACUCUCAAUCACACUUCCUUAAUACAAUCUCACAGGGGCCAGCGUUUUCUUGAUGUGGGAGUUCAGCUCUGAUUGUUACAAAGGCUUCCUCCUGAUUCCAUUUAAAACCUUUCUUCCCUCCCCCCCCCCCACCCCCCGCAAAAACGGGAAAGAUUUUUCUGUUUAGUAAAACUGCUUAUAUUGUUUUAAAAGGUUGGGUGGGUGGAGUUUUGUUUUGGAGUCCUGGUGUUUGGUUCGCUGUUGGUCAAUCUGCACUCGAUCACAAGAUGCAGACUUUCACUGAAAGCGUGAGUGGGGGAAGCUUUUAAAAAUUGUGUAUAUUUGUUUAAUUUUGUGGAAGGCCUGUCAACCAAUCAUUUCCCCCCACUGUCCCAGUGAGCGGUAAUUCACUAUCUUAAUGGAAAUUAAUGCAAAAAAAAUUUUCUUCUUGCUGUGCAUUGACUCCCUUCCAAAUGUGUUAAGUCUUGUUUGUGAAAGGUGCACAGACCAAAGUGAACUUAAUGUGCAACAGGACGUCAAAGAAUAAUGAUCCACCAGUUUAAAUCAUUUCAUAAUAAAUCCUGUUUGUUUGGGGAGAGAGGAAUACAGUGGCCUCAUUUCUUACAGAUUUAUUUUCUUCAGCAAAUGAUUCCAAAUCUCCACUCCAGAAAAUGACAGCCUACCUGGGGUGGUUGAAGCAUCAGUGUUCCAAGUGUGCUUUGAAUGGAUACAUCCUAUACAGACCUGCAGUUAGCCAGUAAGGACUAGAUUUUGGUAUUGGUCCAAUAGUGUUUCUGCAACUAAGAAAAGAAUUGGCUAGGGUGAGGUGUGACAUGGAGGGGGGAGGUUUAAAUAAUUACAUUUUCUUACCUCAAGGAACUGUAAGUGUUCACAGUAUUAGCGAGUUUUGAGAAGAUUUGUAGCUCAGGUUGAGGUUCUGGAUGUAAGAUUGCUCACUGAGCUGGAAGGCUC